Messenger RNA from Equus caballus (horse), 9236 nucleotides. RefSeq names its product retrotransposon Gag like 1 (gene RTL1). The record is from RefSeq and is a predicted model, not a curated record. NCBI's taxonomy places the organism in Eukaryota, Metazoa, Chordata, Mammalia, Perissodactyla, Equidae.
AGAAAAAACAACCAGGACAUGCUGCUGUGUGAAUUAAUGAAUGACAGGCAGGAGAUGAGCUUAAACUUACAAAGACCUGGGACGAUAAAAUCAAGAUGUGUUUGGGGGCAGGAAAUCAGAAACCCAGUCCUCCAGGGGUGAACUAUGAGAGGAACGAGGAACCGGACCUAGAAAUUGUAGAUGGUGAACAAUGUUGGUCUCCUGCAGAGGACCGAGGCUUUCUCUCCUAAGUAACGAAGAGCAGCGCAAAGACUUUUCAAUAAAACAAAUACUUUGUCCGAUGUUCAUCUCAUGCUCAGAUACCUGGAUUUUACGUUGGGGACAUGGAACGUGAAAGGUUUUAAACUGAGAACACAAUGAUUAAAUGUGGGUGCUGGGCUGGGUUGUUGAGAAAUUUCGUUAGUGAUGAAGAUGCGUUACAAGAUUUUAAGUGGUGGUUUCGUGAACAGAUUUGGUGUUUGAGGGAAGAAAUCUGGACUUUAUUGUGAGGAGUGACAGGGUCAAACUUUGAUAUCAUGCUAAGGAUGUUGGAGUCUUGCCAAAGGGUUUUAAGAAAUGCAAGGAUGAGAUUCUUGCUUGCGCAGAGAUAAGUCUAAAGGAAAACAUGAUAAAACGUAGCUGAAGGCUAACAGCUUUGGACUUUAAAUUACAGGCAAUGAGGAAAGAUUUGAAAAAUUGUAAAUAGAAAACUAACAGCCACAAAUUUCAGUCUCAUGCUAAAACAUUUGGACCUUAUAUGUUGAGAGAAUGCCAAAGGCUGACUUGCGGAGCAUGCCAAGAAGAUUUGACUGAUGUUGAUACCAAAGUUGAAAGACUUUAAUCAGAGGAGUUACAUGAUCAACACUGGGAAUAUGCAAAGAAAUUCGGAAUUUAUUUUGAGGCUCUGACAUCACAGAUUUUUGCACACGCCUAGGAAUUUGACUUUAGCCAAUAAAAAGUUCUAAGAGAGAUACACGGUUGAGUUUAUUUGAAUUUGAUAAAUAGUAUGCAGUGAAAUAAGAAAAUAAAAUUCAUGUUUUGUGCUAAGAAUUGGGACUCUUAUUCCACAGUUCCACAAUUAAGAGACACUGUAAGAUUUUAAGGUGGAGUUCUAAGAUCCAAUUUUAUAGACUGUGCUAGGAAAUGUGAAUUUUAAGGGAUGACAAGAUCGAAUUUUUAUAUCAUGCUCGUAAGUCUGGAUUUAAGCUAAUAAAAUGUUGAAAAGAAUGAUGGAGUGAGAUAUUUGAGUUUUUAUAGACCAGUCUGAAGAUAAAUCUCAUGGUAGAACACUGCAUUUUAUCUUAAGUAGUCGGCGCUUGACGUCACAGAAAAUGAAGAAACCUUAAAAAGUUUUAAAGAGGGGAGUUACGUGAUCAAACUUAGACAUUUUGGCUACAAGAGUGGAUUUUUAUGGUGAAGAUAAUAUGAUCCGAUUUUUAUAACAUGCCAAAGAGAUAUGAUUUUACGUGAGAGUGGAAGGCAUUCGAGCAUUUCAUUUGGGGAGGGAUAUGAGCUCGGGGAUGAACCCUCAUGCAGAGGGAUCUGGAUUUUAGCCAGGAAAGGGUUUUAAGGAGCGACUGAUGAGAGUUUUGUCUCCAGGGGAAUUAGCUGGAAAAAACAUAUUUUGUGGUAAGGUGUCUGGAUUUGAUGAACUAGAUAUCGAACCAGCAUCGACAGCUCAGAGGAGGCAGCCUUUGGCAUAAGUGCACCCUGUCUGUUCUGUAUGCUGAGGAACUGGAUCAUGGAUAGCAAGUAAUACCGAGGCAGGCAGGUCGCAAGCAAAGGUGCUAGGACCGAAUUUACAGAGCAUGCUAAGAAGCGUGGACGCUAUUUUGAGGAACGAGAGGAUCGCAAUUUUGUGUCGUGCUAAGCAAUUUGGACUUCAGUCUUUAAGAGAUUUUAAGAGAGUGGCAUGGCAAAAUUUCUGUAUUUAUAAGAGCAAUCUACAGAGAUUAUACAGUAAAAUGUGUAUUUUAUGCUAAGGAGUUUAGAUCUUAUCUCAUAGGUGAUAAAAGAUAUUAUAAGGCUUUAAUCAGAAGUUACAUCUAUCUUGCAAGGAAGUGUGACUUUUUAUUUUGAGGUAUAACAUACUCAGAUUUUUAGAUCAUGCUUAGAGGUUUGGGAUGAAGUCAAUGAAGGGUUUCAGGAGUGGCCUGGUAAAGUUUUAUACCCAUCAGUUUGCAGACAAAUUACAUGACAAAAACUUUUAUUUUAUGCUAAGUGACUGGAACUUCACAUUAUAGGCAAUGAGAAGAAACUUUUCGAAGUUUUAAAUAGAAAAGUUACCAGAUAACUUUUAUGCAUCCUGCUAAAAUUUGAACCUUGAUGUCAAGGAAUAUUAAGAUGAGGUUUUUAUAACACGCUGAGGAUAUUAGAUUUUAGGUUGAAGACAGCAAAGUUGAAGGAUUUGAUCAGUUACAUCAGAUUUGUAAAUAUGUGAAGAAGUGGAGACUUUAUAUUAAGAAGGGGCUACAAUCUAGUUUGUAAAUCAUCUUGUUAAGGAGUUUAUUUUAAAUUUUAGCCAAUAAAAGGUUUUAAGAGACACACCGAGAUAUUUUAAAUUUUAGCCAAUUUAAAUCUUUAAAAUUUUAGCCAAUAAAAGGUUUUAAGAGACAAGUUGAGAUUUUAAAGUUUAAAUUUUAGCCAACUUAAAUUUUUAAAUUCUAGCCAAUUUAAAACUUUUAAAUUUUAAAUUUUAGCUAAUACAGGGUUUUAAGAAUUUUAAGAGACAUACUGAGAUUUUUAUUUCUAACAGAUGAGUCUGCAAAUGAAUUACGUAGUCAAAUUUUGUAUUUCAAUUAGAACAUUAUAUUAGAGACUUGGAAUUUUGCAAUAAUAAUAUAACCUUACAGGACAUUUACGAAGAAGGAAUGAGUUAAUUUAUGCAAUGUGCUAUGUAUAUGUUGCUAUGAUGGAGACAGAGAUGGUGAUGGUUAUGAUGGUGAUGGUGGUGAUGAUUUUACCUAAUUUGGACAUCAUGCUUUGAGGAAUGACAUGAUAAGAAUUUUUUAUGAUACUAAGGCCUUUAAAUUUUAGCCAGAAAAUGACUUUGGUGAGUUUAUAUGUCAAGAAUUUUUAUGGGUAGAAGGUUUAAAUUUCAUAUCGUAGACAGUAAAUAAACAGCAAACGGUUUUAAUCAGAGGGCCUGCAGAAUCAGAUUGAACUGUCAUGCUAACAAGAAUGUACUUAAUUUUGACAAACAACAGAUCAGAAUUUUGCGUCUUGUUGGAAAGGUUGGAUUUGAGCCAAUGAGAAGUUUUAUGUAAGACAAUGCACGUUUUUUUAAUAGAUCAGCCCAGUGGCGAAGAAGAAAACUGAAAAGUAACAAAGGUGCUAAAUAUAUAGAGAGAGGUAACCGCAGAGCGAAUCUAUCGGAUAAUCAGAACAAAACUUGCUCUGCCCCCAUGAGAAGAAAUGUGCAAACAACCCCAACCAAAACAUCUCUUUAAAUACAGUCUCUGCCCGCUAGAACCACCUAUGACUAGAUUCUCAAGAAUCCACCCCAAGACAAUCAGACGUCAAAGAAAUGUCAUGCCCUCCCCCCACCCCUUACUCAACAUCCCAACUCUUCUAGACACAUCCGUAAUCUGGGGGGACCACCAGUAACAGGGAAGGGAGUGUCUGCUUGCUUGAAGAGGCCAGCCCCACCUGGUAACACUGGAGGGGGUAUAAAUACGUUGGCACCUGUGGAAUUGAGGCCAAAUGUUUGAAGUUCCUAAACCCCCACAAACAAAGAGGGCAAUCCCGGGAAAGGGGAAAUCUCAGGAGGGGCGAGGAGGUGAUUUACAGAGCUCCUAACAGCUCAGAGCUGCGGAGAACACAGCAAUGGAAGGAGACGAAAGAGAGGAAGAAAGAUCAUCAAAAAUUCAGAGUUAGAAUCAAGUCACAAAUUCUCUGGCACAUAGUAGGUGUCUUAUAAAUGUUUAUAGAAAAAAUAAAAGCCAGAAUCCAGAUCUCUAUAUCCGACCCCCGCAAUUUCUACUUUGAAUCUGGGGGAGGAAAUAAGAGCUAUUUGGGGCCGCUGACCCAACUGAUGGGACAGUGGCCAACUGCCCAUUUGCUCCUCCUUCCAUGAACCUGUUAAACGGUAGCAUCUUUGCUAGAGAUCCCUGCCUCACCACCAAGGAGGCCAAGCUUGCUGCAGAGCAGCCAGCCUGCCAAGGACAGCUCUGGACAGCACUGAGGUGUGACCCCUGUGACUUCUGGGUGACCAGAGAAGGGAAAGUGGAUUGACUAGGCACACAUGUGCCAGGGUAAAAUGAAGCGGCUCAUGUAUCCUGCCAGGUGCCUGCCUGCCAUGGCAGCCGCUCUGGGCCCAUCGCUCCACAAAAUUUAUGGGCUGUGAAUUUCUCACAGCCACAAGGGAGUGGGCAGGCCAGACAGGCAGAGUAAGCCUGGGAGAGGAGGCGAGAAGGUCAGGGGUUGACAGAUAUUCUCUUCCUGGGGGUACCCCAAGAUGGACACCAAGAGACCUUCCGCAGUUUCUCCCUGUUCUCAUGACUUGGGCAUCUGAUUUGUCCUGGAGAACCUGACCCUCACCUCACGAAAUCCUAAACUAUUGCCUUUACUCCCCACCCUCGUUCCCACCCCCAGGUUCUGAUCCCUGCAGCCCGAGUCGCUGACCGGACGCAUCGCAAUCUUACCAGUCUUCAGAGAACCCUCUUUUCCAUCCGACGACAUGAUAGAACCCUCUGAAGACUCAUUUGAGACGAUGAUGGAGCGUAAGAAUCCAUCAUCAAAACAAAUGGAGUCCUCCGAGGGCUCAUCCAACACCACCGUGGAGACAUCAGGCAGUGGAGAGCAGGAGGCGGCAGGGCUGGCCAGUGGCCCGGCCCAGGAAAUGAAAGAGCUGCCCAUUGAUCUCCUCCAAGACAUGGAGGAGCCAUCCAGUGGCCCACAUAGGGAAAUAAAGGAUCCACCCAAUGACCUACUCCAAGACCUGGAGGAGUCACGCAUUGGUUCACAUCAGGAAGUGGGGGAUCCAUUCAGUGAGGCACCUGGUAGAAUGGAAGAAGCAUCAGUCAACCCCUGGGGAGCCCAGGAAGGGCAAGGCGACAACACCAACCUGGCUAAAUCGGGAGAAGUGAGGGGUCCUGAAGAGCAGACCGAGAUCUCGACUGCAGAAACCAUGGCCAAGGUGAGGUCCAUCAUCUCUCUCUACUUCCGAAUGCAAGACCUCAGAGAACAACAAAGAGUAGCAGAAGAGAUCUUGAUGAGAGGGAUCAGCGCAGGCCAACUGCCCCUCCCGAAGCAGUUCUCGGGCGAUCGCAGAGAAUACCGCGAGUUCAUCGUGCUCUGCCAACUCAUCUUACAAAGCUGCCCAAGAAUGUUCUACAGCGACCGCCUGCGAGUUGGGUACGUCAUCUGCCACCUCUCAGGCUUAGCCUUAGAAUGGGCCAAUGCUCUGGUGGAAGAAGACAGCCCUCUGCUUAACAACUUCCCAGCCUUCCUGGAGGCCAUGUCCGACAUGUUUGAGUACCGGCAGGCACUGCGCGUGGCGGAAGAGGCCAUGUUCAACAUCAGGCAGGGGGAUCGCCCCGCCAUCGAGUACAUCAAUGAGUUCCAAGGCCUGGUACCCACCUUGGGCUGGCCAGAUGAAGUCCUGCAAGCCCACCUGUGCCACGGGCUCAACGAAGAGAUCAGGCAUCAUCUCUUCCGAGUCCCUCAGCCGGAUUCGCUGCAGAAUCUGAUUGUGCUCGUCCUGCAAAUAGAAGACAAACUGGCAGAGAGAAGGGCAAUGCUCAGGCUGCCCCCAGAGGCCCGCCCGCGGAACCUGACCUGGAUUGACUCACCUGCUCCAGAGAGGUGGAAGGUCAGCAGCUGGCUUCCCUGCGAAGUCCACCCCACCAUCGAUCGCGACCAUCUCUUCCUGCUGCUCAUGGUGAGAGUGAACCCCUACCACAGCGUCGCGGUUCAGGCCCUGGUCGACUCAGGGGCAGGCGCCAACUUCAUGGAUGAGCGGUUUGCCCAAGAGCACUACGUGGAGCUCUAUGAGAAGCCCUACCCACAGUCGAUCCAAACCAGGGAUGGCUCACUGAUCGGCGACCACCCGGUCUGGCUCUACACCGAACCCCUGGUGUGCAUUCAUCAGAACCACCAGGAGACCCUCGAAUUCGACAUUGUUCCUUCACCCAACUUCUCCGUGAUACUGGGCACCAAGUGGCUCCAAGUCCACGCCCCCGAGGUCGACUGGAUCAAAGGCCGCUGCACCUUUCACUCUCCCUACUGCCUGAAGAACUGCCUCCGCCCACCCCAACCAUGCAUCGCGCUGGAAAGACAUGCCAUCCGCCUGCUGCCCGCACUGCCGCCCCUGUACUCCGACCUGGCCGACGUGUUUAACCCGAAGGAAGCAGAUGAUGAGACUUCCGACCAGCCAAGCUCAGACGGAUCCGAUGAUCUUUCUGAAUCAGAGCCCUCUGAGCUUCAGCAGGCUGGAGACAGUGAUCACAGCGAGACCUUUUACGAAUGUCCCUCCACCGCGCCUUGGGAACCUGUGGGUGCCAGGAUGCAAGAAAGAGCCAGGCUACGGGAUGAAUUCUGGGAUCUGCAGGACAUGCUGACCAACAGACAGGACUACAUACAGAUGAUUCCAGAACUAUUCGACCAGUUACACGGAGCUACAUGGUUCACAAAGCUGGAGCUGCGUGGGACCAUUGUGGAGGAAAGCAUGAACGUAUGCCAAGCGGAAGAUGUAUGGAGAGCAGCGUUUGGUUUGGAGCUUCAAGAGAUGGAGAGCUACAAGCCCUUUCAGCUAUCCUCAGACCCUGUCAUCCCUCAGAAGGUGAUUCACUUUAUCCUAAAGGACAUGCUGGGUUACUUUGUGCUCUCUUACGGGCAGGACGUCCUGAUCUACUCCAUGAGCCAGGAGGAACACCUCCAACACGUCCGCCACGUCCUGGUCCGUUUCCGCCAUCACAACGUCUACUGCUCACUGGACAGGAGCCAGUUCCACAGACAUACUGUCGAAUUCCUGGGAUUCGUCAUGACCCCCAAAGGGGUGAAGCUAAACAAGAGCAUCGUGACCACUGUGACAGGGUACCCCGUCCCUGGCUCUAAGAAGUCCCUGCGACACCUAAUCGAAUUCACCUUCCCCUACCGGCACUUUGUGGAGCGCUUCACCAUCAUCACGGAGGCCCUGGUGAGGCAGCUGCUGACCAGCGAACCGUUCUUCUGGGGAGACGAGGAGCAAGAGGCCUUCGAAUGCCUGAAGCGGGCUUUCCGCCAGGCGCCCCUUCUCCACCACCCUAAGCCCCAGAACCCGUUCUACUUGGAAACAGGCGUCACCAAGACGGCUCUGCACGCCUCCCUGAUCCAAAUAGACAACCAAACUGGCAAGAGAGUCUCCUGCGCUUUCUACUCCCGAAACAUCUCUCCUAUUGAGGUCGACUACUCUCAACUGGAGAUGAAGAUUCUUCCAAUAAGGGCUGCCUUCAUGGUGUGGUGCCGCUACCUGGAGAACACCGAGGAGCCCAUCAUGAUCCUUCUUAACACAGAGGAUCUAGCCUCUCUGAAUAAUGACAGGCUCACCGUACUUCUCCCCGGGCAUUGGGUCUUCUUCUUCUCCCACUUCAACUUUGACGUCAUGGAGCGGCCAGAACAAGAUGGCGGCCGAUCUCUGCCACCUGUGAGAAACCUCAACCAAAGAGCUCUCCAGCACAACACUGCCACUCGGUCACUAAUGCUUUUGGCUACAAGAAGAUCCCUCAGGGAUCAGCUACCAGAAUCCGGGGAAGAAGAGAAUGGAGAUGCCCCUCACCAGGAUGAGACAAAUGGGCAGACCCUCCAGCAGGAGUUCCUGGCUCUGAUACCAACUGACCAAAUACUGAGCAGCUUGCUUGCCCAUUUCAGCAUAGCCCAGAUCAGGGCAGUCAUUCUGCACUUCUUCCGAGGCCUCCUCUUCUGGAAGAACAUCCUGGCCGUGGCAGCACUCCUCGCACUCCUGAAGCUGCGGCGGCCCCUCGCGCUGCUGCCCGCGCCCACCCUGGAGGUGGCUCAGCCCCCACCCAGGCGCUCGCUGCGACUCAUCCUGGACACGUCCCUCCUCACAGGCAGUGGCAUCGCCCCUGCCAUCACUCAGCUGCUCGCCCAGAUGCCGCCUCUCAUGGGCACUAACACCAUCCCAGCCGAGGAGCUGGCUGAGUUAUUCCUGCGCCCUGGCCACCGGCAGCAAACCGCCCUGGUCCCCCAGACCCGCCGGGGCCCGCCAUUCAUGCCCAGGCUCUGGCUGACGCUGCGUGAGUUCUUCGGUGUCAGAGUUGCCCUGCAAGAGGGAACCAGCCCCCUCCUUCUCGAGAACCGCUACCUGGAGCUGCACGUCGUUGGUGAUGAAGAUGUCGUCUUGCGAGAAGCCCUGCAAGACGACCUGCAACGUUACCGUCAGUGUGGCCUGCAUGACGGCCUGCAAGACACCUCGCAGGACGAGCAGGACGACGUGCAGGAGGCCCUAGCCACCGACACCACCCUGGCCCUGCGACCCCACCAACGAGUCCCCGGGGACUCCCAAGUCCUUGCCAUCCUGAACAACCGCCAACUCUACGUCCGCAGCACCCACAGACAGCCCAGCGUGGCCAGCCCGGGGCCAAUGGCCAGGGCCCUGACCCACUUCCUGACCGGCAUUUACGCACAAGCUCCACUCCCCAUCAUCCGGGUGACCCCACCCAGGGAAGAAGCCAGGCUGGAGGAAAUACCCGAGGAGGACGAGGAGGAGGAAGACUCAGACCUCAACUGAACACGCCUCCUCGCCAGCCAGGAGCCCCUCCACUCCUCUGCCCCAGAACAGCCCACAGGAUCUCCUCCAGCCUCCCCGUGCCUCAGCCUGCUCCGCUCAGACCCAGUGCCCCCUUCCUGCUACUCCGGACCCAAGGGGAACCUACUUCUGAAGGGCAAAACUUUCUUCAACUCAUUAACCAGCAACGUCAUCUGUGCUAAGGACUAUCCAACCAUCAGAGACCCAGAGCAACCUCAGGGCUACACAACCCCCGUCUUAAUUCUCUAGGUCCCAGGCCUGCAACUGGGAGUGAGAUCAAUGAGAGGAGGAAGCAGUGAUGGGCAGAUGACCCCAUGACCCAAGGGCAGGUGAGAAAUCAGGCACAGCAGGCACAGCCAAGCAAGCAGAUGCCAGGGACCACCCCCCCACCCUCCCCGAGUGACAAGUGGCCACCAUGUGCCACUGGGACACUGACCUCGGGUGCUCCACUGACUUCUUCUACCUCCACCACCGGUGCUCCUGCUCCCCUGGGCCCCCAACCCCACCUCCC